Molecule: messenger RNA, 1413 nt
Organism: Spinacia oleracea (spinach)
Lineage: Eukaryota; Viridiplantae; Streptophyta; Magnoliopsida; Caryophyllales; Amaranthaceae
Exons: 1
Coding region: 1-1413 (470 amino acids)
Source: RefSeq, a predicted model, not a curated record
AUGGAUCGUAGUUGGAUGUAUGGUAGACGUGAAACAAAGGAUUUCAUGCAUGGGGUUUCGGAGUUCUGUAUGAGUGCUUUACAACAUCAAGCUAGUACGGGGGUCAAAGAGUUUUAUUGUCCUUGUGCCGAUUGUGAGAAUGUGAACACGGUCAAUAAUGUUUUGGUGAUUAGAGAUCAUGUAUUUAUGCAUGGGUUUAGACCUAAUUACCAUGUAUGGGUUUAUCAUGGUGAGAGUGGAGUGUACGUAGGUAAUUCUAGUAAGAAUGUUGUGCAUGAACAAGAAGAAGCUAUCUAUGCGAAAGGGGAAGCCGAUUGUUUUGAGGAUGAGGAUGACGAUGACGUUGAAAAUAAUAUUGAUGAUGAUAAUGAUCGUGUCGAGGACAUGUUGCACGAGGUCGAGGAUGAAGUUCGCGAUCGUGUUUUUGAGUGCUUGUCUAAGGCGGCUGAAACGCCAUUGUAUCCUGGUUGUACAAAGUAUAGCAAGCUUUCCGCUGUUUGCACACUCUACAAUAUCAAGACAAGCGGAGGCUGGACUGACAUUAGUUUCACUGAGUUGUUGGUGGCGCUAAGUGACAUGUUACCGGCUGGCAAUGAACUUCCCAGGUCGAACUAUUAUGCCAAGAAGCUUAUGUGUCCCUUUGGUUUAGAGUACAAGAAGAUACAUGCUUGUCCAAAUGAUUGUCUGCUAUAUCAUAAGAAGUAUGAGAAUUUGGAUAAGUGUCCACGGUGCGGAGUGUUGCGUUACAAACGCAAAGGGGUAAGCGAGGGUAAGAAUGUGUACCCAGCUAAGGUGUUGUGGUAUCUUCCCAUAAUACCGAGAUUCAAGCGCUUGUUUUCGAUAAAAAAAGAUGCAAGGAAUUUGAGGUGGCAUGCAGAUCCUGAUCGAAGGAAGAGAGAUGGUUUGCUUAGGCAUCCUGCUAAUUCUCCCCAGUGGAAGACUAUUGACAAGCUUCAUGACACUUUUGGUAAGGAACCUCGGAAUUUGAGGCUUGGGUUAUGUACGGAUGGGAUGAAUCCAUUUGGCACUCUUAGCUCCCAACAUAGUACAUGGCCAGUACUUUUAGUCAUAUAUAAUUUACCUCCUUGGUUGUGUAUGAAACGCAAGUACAUCAUGUUGUCGCUUCUUAUAUCGGGGCCUAAACAACCGGGAAACGAGAUAGAUGUCUACCUUGAACCUCUCGUUGAUGAUUUGAGAAAGAUGUGGGAUGAAGGGGUUUCCGUAUUUGAUGCACAUGCAAAUGAGACGUUUAGAUUGCGUGCAAUGCUUUUCUGCACCAUCAAUGACUUCCCUGCUCAUGGUAACUUAUCCGGCUACAAGAAUAAAGGAAUGAAAGCAUGCCCGACUUGUGAAGAGGAUACACAAUCCAAAUAUAUUUCUGAAUGUCACAAAUAUGUGUUCUUGCGAACGUGA